AUGGCGCUCGAUCUUGUUGUCAAAGUUCACCCCGUGGUUUUAUUUCAAAUAGUCGAUGCAUUUGAGCGUCGUAAUUCUGAUUCACACCGUGUAAUCGGUACUUUACUUGGUACCGUCGAAAAAGGAGUGGUUGAAGUAACGAAUUGCUUCUGUGUCCCUCACAAGGAAUCCGAUGAUCAAGUAGAGGCAGAAUUGAGCUACGCGAUGGAUCUUUAUGAUCUGAAUCAUCGUGUAAAUGCUCAAGAAAACAUUGUCGGCUGGUGGGCUACUGGCAAAGAGGUAACCACGCAUUCGUCGGUUAUCCAUGAGUAUUAUGCACGAGAGUGUAAUAAUCCAGUCCAUUUAACGGUUGACACUACGCUGGUGAAUACAACGCGUAUGGGAAUUAAAGCUUAUGUCUGUGUACAACUUGGAGUACCGAAUGGCAAACAAGGAUGUAUGUUUACUCCUACUAAAGUUGAGAUUACAUGCUAUGAGCCAGAAAUCGUCGGACUUCAGCUGUGCCAAAAAACACAGAAAGCUCCAUCAGGACAAACUAAAUUAGGAGGCGGAGUUGAGCCAAUGAUGGAUCUUGCGCAAAUUGCUGAAGCUAGCUCUAAAUUGGCGACAAUGUUGGAACAAGUUUUAGCUUACGUUGACAAUGUGCUUGACGGCAAACAGCCUCCAGACAACCAGGUUGGCCGAGCGCUUCUUGAUAUGGUUAACUCUGUUCCUAAGAUGACAAGUGAUCAAUUUGACGAGAUGUUCAACAGCAACGUCAAGGACCUUUUGAUGGUUGUUGCAUUAUCACAAUUAAUAAAAACUCAACUUCAGCUCAAUGAGAAGCUUACACUUUUAACUACUUUGUAA
Molecule: messenger RNA, 849 nt
Organism: Cotesia congregata
Lineage: Eukaryota; Metazoa; Arthropoda; Insecta; Hymenoptera; Braconidae
Source: the annotation of a GenBank genome assembly